AUGUUUGGGAACAGUGCCCCCUUCUCCUAUUUCCCAAAGGAGAGUCCGCUGAGGAGAAGUGACUCAACCAGACCCAGUGGAAGAUCUAUUUACAUGCAGAGAAAGGAGUACUCGGAGACACUGAGCAAAAAUCCUGACAACAUUGAUGUCAGAGUGGAGCAUCUGUUCACCUGUGAGAUUGAUGGCCAGGAGGUGAAGACUGUGGACGACUGCGUGGCUAAGCUCAAGAACCUGGAUGCCAAAGGUCGUCUGUGGCCUCAGGAGAUGAUCAUGGAGGUUCAGGGACCAUAUCUUCUGCUCAAUGACAUUGAGACCAAAACAGAACUGGACUCGGUACCUUUGAGCUGUAUCGUGCAAAUCAAAGCUGUGCUGGACAGCUGCGACUUCAACUCUCUGCUGGCGAUAACUGUGCAGGAACGCAGCAAACGCAACCGCCAGUGCUUCAUGUUCCAGUGUGAGGAGACUGGGGCCGAUCUGAUCAAGAGCGACCUGGAUAAGGCAGUCCAAAGAGGAGGUGGUAAUCUGGAGCAACACAGAGAGCCUCCGGAUGUCAGGAAUGAAUUUGAACCCAUGACACAAAAUAGGCCGGGAAGUUUCCGUCAGACUGCGCCCCCCUCUAUGCAGGAAGAGUGGAGACCUCCAACCCCAGACUUCAUGGCCCCAUCGUGGCGAGAGCCGGAUCAUAUGCCUUCCUCACGUCCCUAUAGUCCACAAGUAGAACCAAUGAACCAUUUAGACCCGUAUGACAUGCAGAGCAACCCAGAGAUGGACCGUGAUAAGAUGGAGUCACAAAGGAACACGGACAUUUUAAACCAUGUUCUAAAUGAUUUGGAGAUCUUCAUGGGCAAAGUUUCAGCUGCAGUAAACACACCUGCACAGCAGGAGGACAUGGGCAAGAAGAAGAAGAAGACAAAGAAGAAGAAAAGCAAGAAAAAUGAGCCCUCGGGACCACCCCUCAAUCUGCCUUCUUUGGAUGAAUAUGCCUUCUGUCUUCAGAAAGUCAAAUAUGGAUUCAAUCUGCUGGCCCAGCUGGACGGCAUACUGGUCAGUCCUUCUGCUUCUGAGUUUGUCCACGUGCUCUUCUCGAUUUUAAACAUGGUAGUUCCUCAGUAUCCGUUUGACCUGCCUCCCAAUGUGGUCUCCCCCUUGCUGACAGACCCCGCUAUAGGCCUGCUAGAGCGAAACGUCAGCCAGGAGGAGAACCAGUUGUGGAUGUCUCUGGGAGAGUGUUGGAACAUCCCCAGGUCUCGAUGGCCGGAUGAUAACGUCCCAGAUUACAUCCCAGAGUUCUAUGAUGGCUGGCAACCCCCUCCACCCCCUCCUGUACCAUCCCCGUCGCCUUUUCAGAACGGUCCAAUGAGCAGAAGCAACAGCCAACGCUUCCCAGGCAGACCGACGCUGCGGCAGCCAGACGAGCCUAUGGGCAACAAUCCAUGGGGUCCAUCACCUCCACCAGCACCCUCCAAUGAACGACCCCAGAGCAUGCGUGUCAUUUACAACUUCAUGGCCAGAAACAACCAAGAGCUGAGUGUUAUGAAGGGUGAGGUGGUUGAGGUGAUCCAGAAAGCAAAGCAGUGGUGGCUUGUUCGUAACGCGCGUAACCAGGAAGGCCAUAUUCCUCAGAAUGUUUUGGAGUCGUUAGGGAACCCCGGACCCAUGGACGAUCAACCGUCUUCCUUCCAGCGAGAUCCUCGCGGCCCUGUCACCCUGGACAAGUCCUCCUCACCUGCAGAGGUGCAAGCCUGGCUUGAACAUAAAGGCUUCUCCAAAAUCACUGUCAGGAGCCUCGGGGUGCUGAAUGGACAACAGCUUCUGGGAAUGAAUAAACAAGAAAUAAGGACUGUGUGUCCAGAGGAGGGAGGCAAAGUCUUCUUCCAGCUGCAGGCUGUUAAGUCAGCAAUUGCACUGGCCAGUGAACCGUCAGGCAUGUACAACGGCCGCUACUAGCGACCUGCGUCACUGCGCCGGCCCUUCAGAUGUUUCUCAUGUGUGCAAUUAAGGGUUUUGAAUUUAAACUGUCUGAAUUGAUUUUUCUACUUUUCCAUAAAUUAAACUGUAACGAAUGUUGAUUUGUCAUUUGAAGUGGCGAACUCGAAGAUUUUAAUUUUCAAUGAACAUGUGCAGUGCUCGCCAUCAAAGGUAAAAGUCCAUUGAUGGAGUGGUGGGAACAGAACUCAGAAGCAAAGGCGGAUGUCAGAGACAGUGGGGGGUUAUCUGAAAACUGUAAUCUGAACCGGUGACAUCAUUCUGAGGCAAUGGAGGAAUGUGAUAUCAUCUGUGUGGUUACUGUUUGCCUGGCAACAAGUCCAAAGUGGACUGGAAAAAAUGCUCGUGGAGACAAAUGAAGAACAGAGGUUUGGAGUUGUCUUUUCAGGAAACUGGACAAUGCAAGGGAGAAUUUAGCCCAUGAUGAGCCUGCUGAUUAAAACAAUGCAACAUUAGUAUAUUUGCAGGAUUAAAAACAUUGUUUUUG
Molecule: messenger RNA, 2473 nt
Organism: Pelmatolapia mariae (spotted tilapia)
Lineage: Eukaryota; Metazoa; Chordata; Actinopteri; Cichliformes; Cichlidae
Gene: eps8l3b
Product: EPS8 signaling adaptor L3b
Exons: 19
Coding region: 1-1947 (648 amino acids)
Biological process (GO): regulation of Rho protein signal transduction; Rho protein signal transduction; positive regulation of ruffle assembly
Cellular component (GO): vesicle; ruffle membrane; plasma membrane
Molecular function (GO): actin binding
Source: RefSeq, a predicted model, not a curated record